Messenger RNA from Parnassius mnemosyne (clouded apollo), 4371 nucleotides. Lineage: Eukaryota; Metazoa; Arthropoda; Insecta; Lepidoptera; Papilionidae. The record is from the annotation of a GenBank genome assembly.
AUGUGGAAAGGGCUUGUUGUAGUGCAUUUCAUUGUGGUUCGAAAUAUUAUUUCACAACCAGUUAUAGAAAAUGAACAGGUGAAUAGACAGACAAACUUUGAGGAAUGUUGUCCAUGCCCCGGAACUAGAGAUGGAGAUACCAAUUUCAGGGACCAAGGCACAUUAUCAACAAUGAGGUCCUUUGCUCGCGUUCCCGUUGAUGAGUGUCCCUGUCGAUUAACGGGAGUCGACUCUGAGGCGUCGCCGUCCAUCUUUUACCCAUCUUUCUUACGAGCCGCUCAUCCUAAAGAAAGGACAGAAAAACCGAAAGAAGAAGCUAAACCGCUUCUUCAACCGGAAGUAGGCUUAGCUUCAUCAGUUUUGGAGACUUUGCGAGAAGCCACCGAUGAAGAAUAUCAAGACGCGUUAGAAAGAGAUGCAGCAAAAAGUGCAAUGAGAGUAGAUGAAUCGGACUUGUUUGAUUCAGAACCUGACAAUACAAGAAAUUCGGUCACCAUUGUAAUUAGCUCAAAGGAUGAUUUGGACAAUGACGAUACUCUUUCAGAAGCCUCACAUGUUCAAGAAACUAGAUGUAUUCACAGUCCAUUAGGAAAUUCAAACAUUUUGGGUAGACAACGUGUAACAUCUCCGCGAUUAUCAAAAGAAAUAGUACUACCAAAGCAUAAAUCUAAGAGCCUACUACAUAAAUCAUUAUCUGAUAUGGACAAUAGUGCUAGUAACAUACAAGAAAGAAUCAAUGGUAACAAAAAUAAUGAUUUAAGUAGUAAAUUUAAAGUAAACCCAUCGUUGCUAAAUGACUUUUCAACUAUCAGUGAAGAACAAAUAGAGGAUAAUUCAAAUACAUGGCAAAAAUCUGGAGCCAGCAUGCAAAAGAUUCUUUGUGAAAGUCAAAAUAAUUUAGACAGUGGACAAGAAUUUAGUAAUAGCCCAUCAUUUAGAUUAGCCACGUUAAAGAAUAAAUUACGUGACCUUACUGAAUUGAGACAUGCAAAACGUGUACAUAACAAUUUGCAUACAGUUCUAAAACAAAAUAGCUUGAGUGAUUUUAAUUCUGGGCAUGGUGAUUCUGCUACAGAUAUGACGACAUCGAACUUUAAAUUGCAAUCACCUUUGGAUACGAUAUUUGAUUAUCAACAUCCAAUUGUUAAAAAUUUAUUGAAACUAAAAGACGUCGAGCUUAUCCCACCGAGAAAAAUCUUCAACAAAGAUUCUACAAAAGGAAAAAUGUAUACCGGUUUAAAAGCUGCUAGAAUAGAAAACAACGAUGGUAUUUUUAUAACACCUAGUACAAUUAACAAAAACGAUCGCUUAAUGAAUACAGGUGAGUGUGAUAAUGAAAAUGCAAGUAACUUAAAAGAAAAUUUAGGAAAAGUCUCGGAUGAAAUAACAAAAAUACAAUCACCGAUGUACACAAGACUAUCAAACUCUCCUGAAAUUCCGCUACUUACUAACCAAGACUCUAAUGAAGAUAGUUUAAAUGAAAAAGUCAUUUCAAGUGAUAUAAGUGAAAUUGCUGAUGCCUCUGAUUUUGUCGAAGAACAAGGUUAUGUUAGUAAAAGUAAUAAUGAGAAUUUUGAACAUAAAAGCUCAGAAGACCUUUACAAAGAAAAUAAUAGAAUUGAAGAUUCAGCUUCUGAAACGAGCGAUAAUACAAUUAAUAUACUGGAAAAAGACAUAAACACUCAAAAUGAUGAUUCAGGUGUUAACGACAGUAGUAUAAAUGACGACAUACACCAUCAAGAUAAUAAUUUAAAAAAUACACAGGAUCAAAAUACUGCUAGUUAUCCGAUAAAACAAGAAACUAAUCGGUUUGAAUCAUUCAAAGCCGAUAUUUUAGGAAGGUUGGAAAAUAUAAAAAAGAACAUGAAAUUAAAUUUACAUGAAACAAAUUUAAAACCACCUGUAAAAAUUGAAAAAAGUAAUAAUAAUCAGGAUGUAGAGAGUGGAGUAAAUUUUCAAUCUAAAAGUGUUAAUGACGUUACAUUUCAUGAUUUACAAAAAAUCUCUAAUUCUCUUCUUAAUCAAGAAAACCAGCAAAGAGUUUUUAAAAAUUCAGAUUGUAGCAACGACGAUUCGAUAAGUAGCACUGAAAAUUCUUUGUUAGCAAAUAAUGUGGUAAAUGACAAUCAAAGCGACCCUUCAGAGGUAGAUUACGCAAAAAUACAAUUGGAUGGAAACACAUUUUCAUCAGAAGUUAUAUCAGAUUAUGAUAAUGAUACAAUAUUUAACAAUUCAAAUUCACCAACCCAACAAGAAACUCAUAGUUCACAAAGUUCUGAGCACAUUUGUUAUGUAAGUUCCAAUGAAAAUUCUUUCAAAACAGAUGAAGAUAAAGAUCAUACAGAUACACAUUCGGAGGAUUUUACAUCAAUGGAUGAAAUGUCACUCCAAGCUAGUAAUUCUAAAUAUGAUGCCAUACGGCCACAACUGAAUGACGAUAACCUACGAUCUUCUUUACGGCAAGAUAUCAUAGUUCAACCAUCUUUCCCGACAGAAGGAUUUAAUUUGUUUACGGAACCUUUUCAAAUACCUAGCUUAGAUGAAAUUAGACAGGGAAUCACAAACAUUAUAAAUGCAGGUCAACGUGAAGUAGAAGAACCUAGAUCAAGUGAUUUUGACCCUUUAACUGAAAGUUCAAAUUUAAAAUCUAUGCUAUCUUCAAAUUUAAGAUCCAAAUUACCUAAAUCUAGCCAUUUUGAAGAUGUUGACAUAGAUGUAUAUCAAUUGAGACCCUUGCAAAAGAUGAAAUCCAAUCCGUUAAUAGCUUUGCCGAGACUAAAUAUAAAUUCAUUUAAAACUAAAUUAGCUUUACCGGAGCCUGGAAUUUUAAAACCAUUAAAAUUGGAAUCAGUUUUGGGUAAUAAUGCGGGUAUACUUGGCGCAACUUUAUCUUUAGGCUCUGAUGGAACCAAAUCAAAAGAAAAAUCUAAAUCAAAAUUAGCAUCCGAUCUUUUGGGAAUUUCUUUAAGGGAAGUGCCUACCUUAGAUGAUAUACGAAGCUUACUACAAUCAAACGCUCAAAAUAUCUUUAAAUCUCCAGCAAAUAAAAUUUCGAAAUCAAAUAUAAUGGAUAGACCUCUUUUCUCUGAACGCUCUAUAAACGAUUUUACAGACAAUCUUAAACAUAGUACAGAUAACGCAUUAAAAGCUAUGCAAAACAAUUUGAAAGAAGUAAAAUUAGGUAAUCCAUUGCAAAAUACCAGAAUAGAUUCUAAUGAUUUUUUGGAAUCAAUGGGAAGAAAGCGAGAUGACAUGAAAGAAAAACUAUAUGCCAUACAUGAAAACCUAAAUGAUAGACUAACAUCCAUUCACGAAAAACUAUCCGAUCAAAUUAAUUUGCAAUCUAUGAAUAUACCUACUUACGAAGAUAUUGGUAAAAGUUUAAGUUUGCCUACCAGAAUUAGUUUUGAAAAAGAUAACGAUUAUAAAAAAUUAGUUUCUACAAGACUUCCUGAUAGAGAACGCAAUUUGCAAUCUACGUCUAGUUUGUCAUCACAAGAUGAAAUGUUUGUAAGAAACAAAAUGAAGCCGCUGAAUAAGUCACAUGCUUUUAAUGCUCGAAGCAAAAAUGAUGAUAAGCGUACCUUCAAACAAAACUUGGGAAUUAUUGGAAAAACACCCUCAAAAGGAAUGAACAAAGCCUCAACUUUACAUCAAGAAAACUAUUUUAGCGAUUUAAAAAACUUUGGGAAGCACAGUGGAUUGGCCCCAUUAAAAAAUAACAAAGUUAAAAUAAAAUUUUCUACUACUACAUUGAAGCCAAUUAUAAAACAUAAAUAUUAUAAGAAAACUGCCGUAGGCUAUCCUACAAAGUACUCUUUAGAAUCCUUAAGGAAUGAUAAGAAUGCUGCGCUUAAAACAAAAAAUGCGAAAAUAAAAUCUAUUGAGGACGUUCAUCGUUCACCGAGUGAAUUAACUGCAUCAAGAAUACGCCCCUUAGACAGGUUUCCGGGUGAAAACAAAGGGACGAAAAAUUCUCAACAAGUUUUAGAUAUUAAUACUCCAUUAAAGAAAAGUUUAAAUGUAAAUAACGCUCUAUCCGAGUUUACGAAUGACAAACAUAAAACAAACCAGGAACCGUCAGUAUUAAGUGAUUUCCCCGUUUCAAACCAAGCACUUGCCCAACAACCGUUUUUGCCAAAAACAAAGGAAAAUUCUUUUAUCUCAAAUGUAAGGGAAGCAAUUCGAACUCGAUUAGCAAAUAUAACGCCUAUUUCAAAAACUUUGCCUUUAAGUGAAGAUAAACUGAAAUCAAAUUUAGACACAAUAGAAUCACCAUCAGAAAACGUGAAAGCCAUUAGUAUAAUGGAUAAUCCGUUAAAAGAAAAUACGUCGUACAAGUGUACUAUGAUGUGUGUAAAAGACUUAUAA